CUGAGCGCUCCCUUCAUUCAAACCCCAAACAGCCCACAGCGACCAAAGCGACCAAAGCGACCAAGCAACAAGCGGCAUGUAUUCAGAGCUCGAGUGCGGGAUCUGCUACCGGACCUACAACGCGGGUCGGAGGUGUCCCCGGGAGCUUCACUGCAAACACACCUUCUGCGAGAGCUGCCUCGCGGCUCUCUCCCGGCCCCGCGGAGCCGGCGAGGCGCAUCUGGAAGCGGGCAGACUCAUCGCCUGCCCGCUGUGCCGACACGCCACAUCCGUCUCCGGCGAGGGGAUGAUCAGAGCCGAGCUGAGGGUGGAUGAGUGCGCCCUGGAGCGGCUGUUGGCCGCGGGAGUCCUCGAGCAAGAGGAGGACCCGGAGGAGGGCGAUCAGCUUCCAGACGAGGCGGCGGAGGAGGAGGAGGAGGAGGAGGCGGGGGAGGAGGAGACGCUCCCCGAGACUCCAGCCGAGGAGAGUGACUCAUCCGAGGGCUUCAGAGGUGGGAAGUUCCGGCAGUCUCUGAGAAAAGUCUGGAAGAAGAUUAGCGGCAAGGGCGCACGGCAAGGAGGAAGAAACUGCAUGACCAACGACGACUUGAGGAACCUGGCCAUGAUGUCCUGCUACAUGUUUUGAGCAGCCCCAGACUCCCUGGAUAAUGUGACAAGGCACUCGGAGUCAGUGGUUCACCUUCUUAACGCGGACUAUGUGACGACGAAACUUUGCUGGCGAGACUCGUGGACACGCAGUGAACUCGAGGAUUUAAUUCUGCCUAAAUGAUCCGUUGCACUGUAAAAGGAAAACGAUUGUUAUAAUGAAGCAUAAAUGUUUAUAUUUUUUAUAUUUAUUCUUUUGCACUAAUGUAUUUAUUUUUAUAUAUGUGUCUCAUAUUUAAUGAAAAAUAAAUGACUUGUUCUGUUA
This is a messenger RNA of Mugil cephalus (flathead mullet), 910 nucleotides long. Its product is annotated as E3 ubiquitin-protein ligase-like. The coding region runs from base 77 to 625 and encodes 182 amino acids. Lineage: Eukaryota; Metazoa; Chordata; Actinopteri; Mugiliformes; Mugilidae. The transcript is spliced from 2 exons. Gene Ontology annotation, biological process: protein ubiquitination. The record is from RefSeq and is a predicted model, not a curated record. Gene Ontology annotation, molecular function: ubiquitin protein ligase activity.